AUGGAACCAAUAUCUUAUGAGCUUAUGGAGGAUGAUUCUGAUGAUAUAAUAUCAAAUGGUCAAAAGAUGGUAGACAUAUUUGCUGCAACAGUUUCAGAUUAUAGAAAAUGUAUGGUUUGGACAUUUUCGCCAUUUCAAUCACUAAAUCCACCAGAGAUUUGGACCAGUGAUGUUUGA
Dictyostelium discoideum AX4 is the source of this 177-nucleotide messenger RNA. RefSeq lists its product as hypothetical. Lineage: Eukaryota; Evosea; Eumycetozoa; Dictyosteliales; Dictyosteliaceae. The record is from RefSeq and is a predicted model, not a curated record. The transcript is spliced from 2 exons. Bases 1 to 177 code for a protein of 58 amino acids.